Molecule: messenger RNA, 1049 nt
Organism: Saprolegnia parasitica CBS 223.65
Lineage: Eukaryota; Oomycota; Saprolegniomycetes; Saprolegniales; Saprolegniaceae
Exons: 8
Coding region: 43-996 (317 amino acids)
Source: RefSeq, a predicted model, not a curated record
CGGGCGCAGCGUUUCGCCUCCGAGUCGCGUAGACAGGCAGCGAUGCUCGCGAGCAAGCCACGUCCAAGCCUGCCCUCCAAGUCCAAGUGGCAGUCGAGCACACACCUUGGGUCCAAACCGCUCUUGACGAAGCAGCUCGGCCUCGAUCAGCGCAAGAAGCCAGUUUUCACGCGGCGGGACUCGGCGCCGCGCAGUAGCAACAACGAGCCCGAAAAGUCACCAGCCCCAUCAACCGGGCCCGCGACACCCCUCCGACGCUGUCGGUCGGCGUCCUCGAUCCGUCAAAAGAUCAUUGACGCCAGCGACUUUGGAAACAACAACCUUAUUAGCCACACUCCUCUCGCCACCACGGCUGCGGUCGUCGACCUCGAAACUCUUCCGCCUCCCGCCUCGGUCGAGACCUGCAAGUACGCCAAGAAGACGGGCCUCGCAUCGCAAAAGUCGUACGCGUCAAUGGCGCUGGGUCGUCGACACAAGUUUGCUCGGUCGUCGGCGACCGUCUUGGAAAUGGAGCUCGCCGAGCGCCUUGGCGAAAUCGAAAUGGCCCAAGUGCCCCAGAAGCAGCGCGCGCGGCUCCAAGUGGCCCGGGAUCUCUUGGACCAAGUCAUCUUGCAGGACCGCACGUACGCAGGCAUUUUGCUCAAGAUCCGCACCGAGUUCAACAAGCAUUUUGACAUAACGUAUGCCGAGCCGUCCGACGACGUCGGCGCCCCCUUGGAUGUCUAUCUCGCACGAACCGAAAACCAAGCGCUCAAGCAGCUCUGCGUCGAGCUCCAGAACGAAGUCGACCAGCUACGGCACGUGCUUCGCUUUGAGCCGCUCGGCAAAGUCGGCACCGCUUCGAUGCCGGAUGGACAUGAAGACGACGAUGUGUCGCUCGUGCUACCUGGCACGACCGCGACCUACUGCGUGCCGCAGACCGUGCCCAAACUAAACUUUGCCGCGUUGAGUCCGUACCAAGACGACGACGACGACGGCGGCGGCUACGUUGCGUAGCUCCCUUGUACAGCAAUGCCAUACACACCGACAAUAUGUACAAAAUACAUUGC